Molecule: messenger RNA, 6169 nt
Organism: Phytophthora nicotianae INRA-310
Lineage: Eukaryota; Oomycota; Peronosporomycetes; Peronosporales; Peronosporaceae
Exons: 2
Coding region: 98-6088 (1996 amino acids)
Biological process (GO): lipid transport; transmembrane transport
Cellular component (GO): membrane; intracellular membrane-bounded organelle
Molecular function (GO): ATP binding; ATP hydrolysis activity; lipid carrier activity
Source: RefSeq, a predicted model, not a curated record
AGUGAAUGUCAUUCAACGCCGUCGGAGUCAGCGUCGUUCCCAUCCCGCUCAGAAUCCUGCUGCCCACUUAGGCACGCGCCAUUACUCAGUUGGAGAGAUGGCAGGUCUGUGGAGCAGCGUGGGCGUGCUGCUAUGGAAGAACUGGCGCGUGAAGCAGCGCGAGAGCCGCUUUAACCGCGACCGGCUCGGCAAACGCUGGCUGUACCCGGCGCUCGUGACGGACAUCAUCAUCCCGCUGGGGCUUAUCCUGCUGCUUAUCCAGAAAAUGUGCGAAUACAACGCGCAGUUGGUGACGCCCGGCGGAGGAAUCCCGGGCUUCGGGGGCAUGCGGCAUGCCAUGGACGUCGAGAGUGAUGGUAAUUUGUUGCAGACCGAACGAGCUAUGAUGGCACAAGAUGAAAACGACAUGACAGAAGAACUGACGCAAGGAGUGCAACAAGUGAAACACGAAUUUGCGACAUUAUUGCUUGCCGCCUUGCCAUUGCUACUGGCGAAAAGCAACCAAAGUUUGGCAAUUUUGCAACGGCAAGACUCGCAACUGUUUCUGCAACAUCUCAACAGGGAAUAUCCCGCCGCGACUGAGUUGGGCAUCUCCAGUUACGCGGAUAAAACCAAGCUUAUCCCGUUUAACAGCUCUGCGUCGAAUGCAGAGGCCAACCGCGUGAUGUUGGAAUAUCCGAUGAAAAGCGGAUGGAACAUUUAUGCCGGUCUGGAUGUGAGAAGAGCAGAAACUGAAAGUGACGACGAUGUUUCGCACCCAUUGGAAUUGUUAGCACUAUUUUACCAGAAAACCCUCAACGACCCGUCCGAACAAGAACCGGAAGACCAAUUGUCCAAGUUUUUCUCCAAAGACUUGACGUUUAACCGCACGCUGAUGUUCCCCGAUGUUAUGCCGUUCCAAAUGUCGUUGAACAUGUUUAUUCGUGAAAAUUCGACCAAAUUUGUCAAUAACGAGAUCGUGAAUCUCAAUUCGCUGUCUCCGGAUAUUAUCUGCCAAGCUGUGGAUAAAAUGCUGGAUGUUGCCAGUCUUCAAUGGGGAGAUUUUCCAUCAACAUCGCCACUGGGACGAAGUGUGCCGGCAUGCAAAGUUGCAGUGAAAAAAGGAGGUUUAUCGGCUGAACUUCGGUAUUUUCUGGCAAAUCUCAUCGCCAAGGCGAUUUCUGGUGACGAAUUGGAUACUUUGACGGUAUCUGCGCUGCCGAAGCGCCCCGCGAACACUGUUGCUGGCCCACUGGAGGGAAAUAUCGUGUUCUACUUGGCCUAUUUGUUUCUCUGGCCAUACGUGCGAUUGGUACGUGACGUCGUAUCUGAGAAGGAAAAGCAGCUGAAGGAAUAUCUGAUGAUCAUGGGGUUGCCAGCGAUGUCACUUUUGAUCAGUUGGUUUUUACUCUACUUUUUGGCAUCAGCAGUCGUGUCCCUUAUCGGCACAUGGCUACUCAGUGGCAGUAUGUUCGCUGCUACAACUGAUGGAGAAUUUUAUUUCUUCCUGCUUUUAGUGACAUUCGUGUCCAGUAUUCUGCUUUUUGGCAUCGCUAUCACCCCGAUUUUCAACCAAACGAAGACAGCUGCAGCAUGUGCUCCGUUGAUUUACUUCAUCAUGAGCGCUGGAUCGUUUAUUCAAUCGCUGGUGGGCGACGAUGCGGUGGCUUCAAACGAGUCACUAGCGUUGUUACUCUUUGUACUGGAUGGGAUUAGUUCUCCCGUCGUAUUCAUGGGCACAAUGCACGAUAUCUUGGCGUUUGAUGCAGUGACGUUAGAGCACAGAGCAAUCACUUAUCAUACCGUUGCAACACCUAUUCGUCUGAUGGCUACUCAGUGUGCAGGGUACUUGCUACUUGGAUGGUAUUUGGAGAACGUGUUCCCUCGCACACACGGAGUGCAACAGAAGUGGUAUUUCGUCUUCCAGCCGUCCUACUGGUUCCCUAAAAAGGUGGAUUUACAGGGCUCUGAAGAGGAAAACGAAGAAUCCAUGCGACUGACCGACAUGGGACGAGAUAAUAUCAACGAGCAGAUGGACGAUACACUACGUGAGCAAUCCUUACCAGAGUAUUUGGAACAUUUCCGACCCACUUUGUUCGUCCAAUCCUUGUCGAAAACAUAUCCGAACGGGAAAGUGGCGUUGAGGAACGUAUCAUUUGGAGUACGUAAAGGAGAGAUUUUCGGACUUUUGGGUCCGAACGGUGCUGGAAAGAGCACGACGUUGUCGAUUUUGAGUGGAAUUUUAUCCCCUACGAGUGGCGAUGCGUAUGUGGGUGGAUCUAUCAGCGUGGCGAACAACCCACAAGCAGUUCGGACCAGUCUGAGUGUGUGUUUCCAGCAGAAUAUUCUGUUCGACAGCUUGACUGUAUGGGAGCAUUUGUCACUGGUCUGUGCACUUAAAGCCACUAUGGGUGUUAAAACGGUGCCGGAACAAACCUGGUACAGUAAAUUACAGCAAUUCGGACUGGAUGAGAAGCGUGAUGCACUAGCGAAGACUCUUUCAGGAGGUCAGAAACGUAAGUUAUCUCUCGUAUUGUCACUUUUGGACUCCUCUCGCGUCUUGUUGCUGGAUGAACCAACGGCUGGUAUGGACAUGAAGGCGCGGUUAGACACGUGGGACGCUCUAAAGCGUGCUGUAACACAUCGAGCGGUGAUCUUAACGACACAUUCGAUGCAGGAAGCACAGGCUUUGUGUGAAAAUAUCGGCAUUGUGGCGGAAGGAAAGCUGAAAUGUUGCGGCUCCAGUUUGUUCCUUCGCAAUCGCUUUGGCGUGGGCUAUAAACUCACGGUUGUGCAUCAUGAGGAUGACCAAGAGAGUGAGUCUAGACGAUCGCAACGUGAAGCGUGGGCGGAUCUUUUGAUGUCCAUGUUGAGGAAAUACGUCCCGAAUGCUGCGAUUGUGAGUGACAACAAGUGGGAAACGCGUGUACAACUGAAUGAUGGCGAAGAAAAACGUUUUGCCGAGUUGUUUAGAGAACUGGAGACGAUGAAGAAGAACGGAAUUAUCAAACGAUACGCCAUCGCAGCGACUGACUUGGAAGAUGUGUUUGUCAAAGUGACAGAGGGAGAGGACGUGUAUUACCACGCAAAAGACGACGUGGAGGACGAUACAACUGACAAUCCAGACCCUGUACGUUCGAAGAUGGAGGAUGAGAAGGUCAAGAAAAUGGAUCUGCGAACUACCGGUAUUGACCGCAAACUGCCUGGAUGGAAACACUCGGUGUCUCAACUUCGUGCGCUUAUUAUCAAGCGUAUGAAGAUGUCUUAUCGUGACAAAAAGUCGUUAUUUGCUCAGUACGUGUGGCCGAUUGGCUUCUUCGCGAUCAUGAUGGCAGUUCUUCAGCAAAUGCUCGACUCUCGUGGAUCUAUCGAGACAAUAUCAACGUUGUCUCCAGCUGCUACAGACGCGUCCUUCUUCAUCUCUUCUGCAUCAUCCAUGACCGAUUCAGUGGCGGAUUUAGUCGCGCAAUUGGAGCAAAAUUCGCACCCGAUUAUGUUUGAUAAGAGCACUACCACCGAACAGGAGAUGCUGGAUGCCAUUGCACGUGAGAAUUCGACCACGUUUUUCGCUGGAAUCUUCGUAUCGAACGUGAACUGGACAGCUGACAACACUAUUACGAUUCCAGUGAUGUCGUAUUCACUCUACUACAACGAAACAGUGCGUCGCGCUCUGCCCGUGACGUUGCAGUGGAUAUCCCAAGCAUAUUGCAAGGCUCGCUCUAUCCACGAAAACUCCCCUGGAAUUGACAAUUGCGACCUGGUAGUGAAGCGCGGAAUAUUCCCGAUUGAGCUUGAGAUUGGUACCGGAGUGACUAGCGACGAGGAGGACGGCGUAUCGUUGGAUCCUGAUGAAGCAGUGAACGUUGUACGACGUAUCAUGGUGGCGUUCUACCUGUUAAUGACGAUGAGUUCGGUGGUCGGAUUCUACGUGGCGCCGGUCGUAAGAGAGAAGGAAAGCGGCUUGAAGCGGAUACAGUACCAGCAUCUAGAGACUGCCAACGCGUCAUCUUUGUAUUGGCUUUCCAACUUCCUGUUCGACUACAUGGUAUACACGUCAGCGACCAUCACUAUUUGCAUCAUUCUCUCCAUCUUCUCGGGCUGUUUAACCGCCGAAAUCAUCGCAGCAUGGUUUGCUUCGAUGGCCAUUUUCGGGCUGUCGAUUCUCCCGGCGCAGUAUUUGAGUUCCCUGGUCUUCGCGUCGCACUCUUCAGCGCAGUCGUACAUGUCGUAUCUCUCGUUAUUCCAGAUCAUGGCGGCGUCGAUCGUGUUUGCGUUGUCCAUGGUCCCUGGUUUGUGUGCCCAGGUGGACUUUGUCACGUACUUUUUGCAGUUUUUACCGCUGUAUUCGUUCAGUACUGCAGUGCUGAACAUCGUGACGGUGUCUUGGGCUCCCAUGCGACGGCAGUGUCUUGAAGUGGGUGGAGAUAUUGAGACGGGCAACCCUUUUGCCAUGCUAGAAGGGCUCAUCGGACAACCGAAGGUGUCGGUGUGGGCGUGGGAAGUGACUGGAAGCUGUUGGUUUGCUCUGGUGGUGUCAGGAGUGUUGUAUACGGUGCUACUGUUGAUCAUGGACCAGUAUCAGAUGUACCCUACGUUGAUGGAACACAAAAUGCAGCACAAAUUACGCUGGAUACGACGCCUUUUACCGUGCCGUAGUAGCAGUCAGGGGUACACGGAAGCUGACCAAAGUCCUGCCGCUUUUGACGAAGAAAGUCCCAAUUCCGAUAUGGUGCGUGUGGUUCGAGUUUCGCAGGUUUUCAACCCUCGAAAGAAGACACAAGAAGAAGAGCAAGAAGCUGCUGCAAUGUUGAAUGAAAGUGGCCAAGUGGUGGCUCUAAAUGAUGUCAGCUUCUCAGUGGAGAAACGUGAUUGUGUGGCGCUUUUGGGUGUCAAUGGCUCGGGUAAAUCGACGAUGUUUGAGAUCUUAACGGCUGGAAUUGCACCCACAAGUGGCAAAGCGUUGAUCGACUCGUGUGACGUGACUGUGCAGCCUCGAGAAGCCAGCGUUAGAUACGGCUACUGCUCACAAGGCAACCAUUACUUUAACGACCUGAGUGUCCGUGAACACCUCGAACUCUUCUACCGUCUGCGAUGUAGUCGCAGCAACGCGUUGAUGUCAGAAGGUGUAGUGAUUGAUGAGCUUAUGCGACGUCUGGAUCUGUUCCCGGUCGAGAAUACUGCAGCUUCACACUUGAGUGGGGGCAACAAGAGGAGACUUAUGUUGGCAUUGGCGCUACUGAGUGACCACACGUCGUUGUUGCUGCUGGAUGAACCUUCCGCUGGUGUAGAUGUGGUGGCUAGACGACUGAUGUGGCGUGUUCUUCAUGAGAAGAGACAGAGUCAUAACCGUACGAGUUGUUUGUUCACUACGCACAGUAUGGAGGAGGCUGAAGCGGUUUGUGCGAAUGCUGUGGUGCUCUUUAAGGGGAAAGUGGUGUGGUGUGGCAGUAUUCCAGACUUGAAGCAGCGUGUGUCGAGAGGAAUUUCCAUUAGCGUGCGACUGGAUAGCUCCUCUAUUUGGAGUACUGCAGAGAUACAGAACUACACAGAGCAGAUCCGACGUUCGAUCAAAGAUAGACCGACAACGAGUGCUCGUAGAGAAGGAUUGGAGAGGAAUAGUAUUCCAUUACGGGAGUUGGAGGAUGCCUGGGAAUUGUGUCAUAACCUGUUCCACAAGAACGGAGAUGCGGCUACUGCUGCGGUUUCUCGACAGCAUGGAAAAACGUGGUUGGCAGGACUUCGAUCUCGUUUUGAGUCGGAUGAGAACGAAGUGACUCCUAAUAAGGAGUCCAAGACGGAGCCGGCUAUACCGAUUGUCGAGUUCGUACAGGAGUGGCUCUUGCAGGAAGCCUUUGCUUGUCUUGAGACGAAGCUCUUUAAGGACCAGGUUACUUCGAGAUCCGGUGAGUCUGUGGUGUCUGCUGAGCUCGAAACUGCGCGUGGAAGUGGUAGUAAUACGAGUGGAGUGUAUGAAACCUCGUGCACUGACAACUUCGGACUGGCGGAUGUGUUCGCGCUUAUGGAGGAGAACAAGAAGCGCUUCCACAUCGCGCAGUACAGUGUCAGCGAGUUGUCGCUAGAGCGCGUGUUCGAACAGUUCACGGGCUAAUCUCGUGCAUUAUUCAAAUAGAUUGGGCAGAUUUAUCAAAUGUUUGUUUUUAUCCAUAUUAUUUACUCGACAAAACAUUGA